Molecule: messenger RNA, 11284 nt
Organism: Danaus plexippus (monarch butterfly)
Lineage: Eukaryota; Metazoa; Arthropoda; Insecta; Lepidoptera; Nymphalidae
Gene: LanA
Product: laminin subunit alpha
Exons: 62
Coding region: 31-11094 (3687 amino acids)
Biological process (GO): cell adhesion
Molecular function (GO): protein binding
Source: RefSeq, a predicted model, not a curated record
CAUUCUACGAGUGGACGGCGCGCGCGCAACAUGGCGCGUGUUGUCGCGCUUUUUUUAUUGUACGUUAGCGUCGCGUGCGCAGAAAUAUUAAAACCCCCAUACUUCAACUUGGCGCUUGGAAAAAGAAUUACGGCAACAGCAACAUGUGGUGAUGAAGGACCGGAAUUAUAUUGCAAACUAGUCGGCGCCAAUGCAGAUCAUGAUGAAAGAGUCAUCCAAGGACAGGUGUGUGACAUGUGCGAUGGUACAAACGAAGUCAAGAAGCAUCCUCCAGAAUUCGCUGUGGACGGCAUGGAAACUUGGUGGCAGAGUCCGCCGCUGUCCAGGGGAAUGAAGUACAACGAAGUCAAUUUGACCAUUGAUCUCGGACAGGAAUUUCAUGUGGCCUAUGUGUUCGUUCGUAUGGGUAACUCUCCGCGACCUGGUCUCUGGGCUCUAGAAAAGUCUACAGACUACGGAAAAACCUUUAAGCCCUGGCAAUAUUUUUCGGACUCACCGCAGGACUGUGAAAGAUAUUUUGGCCGAGAAAGUCUCCAGCCUAUUACGAAAGAUGACUCUGUUAUUUGCAGUACUGAAUACUCUAAAAUCGUUCCUCUUGAAGGUGGAGAAAUACCAAUAUCGUUACUGAACUACCGGCCAUCAGCAAACAAAUAUUUCAAUUCAUCUGUUCUGCAAGAAUGGACUCGAGCUACGAAUGUUCGUCUACGUUUGUUAAGAACUAAGAAUUUAUUGGGUCAUCUUAUGUCAGUUGCUAGACAAGACCCAACUGUUACAAGAAGGUAUUUCUAUAGUAUUAAGGACAUCAGUAUUGGAGGUCGAUGUAUGUGCAACGGACAUGCCGAUACCUGCGAUCCUGCCGAACCCGGCAGCGACACCAGUAUUCUCGUCUGCCGCUGCCAACACAACACAUGCGGACCUCAAUGCGCUGCGUGCUGCCCCGGUUUUGAACAGAAGAAAUGGAGAAUAUCGCAGAACUGGGAUAGAUUUGCAUGUGAACCCUGCAAUUGUCACAAUCAUACCACCGAAUGUGAGUACGAUGCAGUUAUUGACGAAAAACAUUUAUCGCUUGACAUUCAUGGUCUGUAUGAAGGAGGCGGUGUUUGUAAGAAUUGUCAACAUAACACGGAAGGAAUAAAUUGUAACAAAUGUAAGCCCACCUUCUACCGACCUUAUGGCAAAACCUGGGACGAACUCGAUGUAUGCCAACCUUGUAAUUGCAACUUACAUUACUCUACUGGCAAUUGUGAGGAAGAGACCGGUCGAUGCGAGUGCCGUUCGGAAUUCAAUCCGCCCAAUUGCGAUUCUUGCGCCUACGGUUACUUCGAUUACCCAAACUGCAAGCCUUGUACUUGCAAUCUUAAUGGUACUGAGGGUCAACAUUGUACGCCAACUGACGGAAUGUGUCCUUGUAAAUACAACUACGCUGGCAAAUCAUGUGAAAUGUGUGCAGAUGGAUAUUAUUCUCCUGAAUGUAAAAAUUGUGAAUGUAAUUCCGUUGGAUCUGUAUCCCAAGUGUGUGACAAAGAAUCCGGUAACUGCACGUGUAAAAGUAAAUAUAGUGGUCGCACAUGCAAUCAAUGUGAAGCCGGGUACUACGAAUAUCCAACCUGCAAGCAAUGUAACUGUGACGUAAGUGGUACUGAGCCAAAUGUAUGCGAUGACGUUACUGGCCAAUGUGUCUGUAAACCAGGUUUUGGUGGUGUUCGCUGCGAUCAAUGUUUAUCUGGAUACUUCAUGGAAGUUAAAGGACGCGAACGUUCUUGCGUACCCUGUAACUGUUCUCCGACAGGUUCAACUUCAACAAGUUGCUCCGCCGAUGGCAAAUGCAACUGUUUAGUCAAUUUUGGUGGAAAACAAUGUGACCAAUGCUCUCCUGGAUAUUAUAAAUUCCCAGAAUGCCUACCAUGUAAUUGUGACGAAUCUGGUACAUUUGGUUCCACUUGUGACGAUAGCGGUCAAUGUCAUUGCAAACCUAACUUUGAUGGAAUCAAGUGUGAUAAGUGUAAAGAACAAUUCUACAACUUCCCGGCUUGCGAAGAAUGCAACUGUGACCCUCGAGGUGUCAUAGCUUCUUUUGCAGGCUGUGGAUCAGUACCCGCUGGAGAGCUCUGUCAAUGCAAAGACCGAGUACAAGGAAGAAUUUGCAAUGACUGCAAACCAUUGUUCUGGAAUCUUCAAGAAUAUAAUCCUUCGGGAUGUCAAGAAUGCAGCUGUAACUUGGCUGGAACCCUUGGUGGCCUUGGUGCUUGCAACACACGUAGUGGCCAGUGUACCUGCAAAAUGAAUGUUGGCGAAAGACAAUGUGAUGAAUGUCAAGAUGGAUUUUAUAAAUUGGAAUCUCAAAAUCUAUUUGGUUGUGCUGCUUGUGAUUGCGAUAUUGGCGGUUCUAUUGACAACAACUGCGAUAAGCGUACCGGACAAUGUCGUUGUCAUUCGCGGGUAGAAGGCCGCCGCUGCGACCGACCUAUCCGAGCUCAUUACUUCCCCACACUGCAUCAGUUCCAAUACGAGGUGGAAGAAGGUCUUACUCAAUCUGGACCUGUCAGAUACAGAAAUUCAGAGGAUGUUUUUCCCGGAUACUCAUGGAAGGGUUAUGUCGUUUUCUCACUUUUGCAGAACGAGGUAAUAAAUGUGGUGCAUAUCGGAAAAUCUUCAUUAUUCCGUAUGGUCUUAAAAUAUGCAAACCCUCUACGAGAUCCUGUUACUGCUACCAUUAUUGUCACACCGGAAAGUGUUAUUGAUACAAAACAAGGGUUUAAUGUACAAUUAAGGCCUACUACGCAACCACAAUUAGUAACAGUUUUAGUUGAGAAGGGUAUUGCUCCAGCUCCAUUUGUUAUGAAUGCUGGAACCUGGACUGUCACAAUUAAAACCACUAAGGAAGUUAUGAUUGAUUACUUCGUGCUUAUACCUGAAGCUUACUACGAGGCUACUGUUUUGACUAAGCUUGUUGAUAAACCAUGUAUUAUUGGUGAAAAGAAACUUUGCAGACAUUUUGCUUAUCCCAGCCUCAGCGGGUUUCCAACUGCUAAUGUAUCUGAUAUGGUAUCUGACGUUACUGACUUUAUAAACGAUCCUGAGCAACUGCAAGAACACAAUGCUGGUCCCAAUGAUAUACCAAUUAUCAACAAUGAACAAAAUGAAAUUGAGUACAAUAUCAAAAUUGAUCCUAGCGGCGCCUAUGUUAUAAUAAUUGAAUACAUUACUCCAAUAAAUAGAACAGCCUUAGCAGCAAGUGAAAUAAAUUCCGAUCAAGGUGGAAUGUAUGAUUUAGCUCCAAGAGGUGCAGUUGCCAUAAGAUUUCAAUCUGGAGAUGGUCCUGAAACUAUUGCUUUCGCCAACCUCAAUGACUGUCCAUAUACAGCACCAUGUAGGCAAGUGGUCGUUGAUGAUUUAUCAAAGAUCUCAGUUUUUAAUGUCCAGGAACCAAAUAAUGUAAUUUAUUUAGAUGGAGAUACUGACACUUUGGCCGCCAUCAAAUCAAUUAUCGUGAUCCCAGAAUCUCAAUGGCAUCUCGACUACAUCACGCCACGACCAUAUUGCUUAAGACGAAACGGACGCUGCAGUCCGGCUGUUUUUUCAACUGCAGUAGAUUCCAAAAAGGUUGAAAUAGAAAGCGGUACUGGAGGAGAUCGCGAGAGACGUCCACCAAUCUUAGAUAACUCAACCAUGGUUGUUUAUUUAGUACCUCAAUCAGAUCCAGUGAAAAUUGAAUCCAAAGUUCCUUCUCCCGGAGAUUAUAUAUUCGUUAUACAUUAUUACCAACCAGAUAACCCAGAAUCCAAUAUUAGUAUAAACAUAACAACUGACGGGCAGCAACGCGAUGCCACUCUUCCCAUAGAACAUUGUCCUUCUAAUUCUGGAUGUAGAGCAAUAAUAAUCCAAGCAGGUGGUAAUAAGCAAUAUGCAGUAAAUGAAAAUUUCACCAUAACAUUCCAGGGGAAUACUAGUAAAGGAGUUUGGUUAGACUAUGUGCUCGUCAUAGCUAAAUCAGAUUUUAUUGACUCAGCCCUAAAAGAAAAUAAUAUGGUGGAUUAUACAAGAGAAUUUAUUGAAAAAUGUGCUCUAAAUCAUUACCACAUUAGUUCAAAUGAAACAGGUUUUUGUCACGAUGCAAUGUUUUCAAUAACGUCAGAAUACAACAGCGGCGCAUUAAGUUGCUUCUGUGACUUUAUGGGAUCUACAGAAUUAGAAUGUAACACUUUCGGAGGCCAAUGUCCCUGCAAAGAGAAUGUAAUUGGUAGAACAUGUAGUGCUUGUAAAACUGGAUACUACGGUUUCCCUAAUUGCAGACCAUGUCAUUGUCCUUCUACCGCCAUUUGUGACGACAAUGGAGAAUGUAUUUGUCCCAAGAACGUGGAAGGAGAGAACUGCGAUCGUUGCAAGCCAUAUACAUUUAACUUUGAUGUGCAGCGCGGCUGUGAUGAUUGCAAUUGCAACCCGAUGGGAGUCAUAAACGAUCAGCUUCAAUGUGAGGCUGACAGCGGAAACUGUCCAUGCAAAGACAACAUUAUUGGACGAACUUGUGAUCACUGUGAACCGGGACAUUAUGAUUUUCCCGAUUGUGUCCAAUGUAGCUGUGAUCUUAAUGGUACUACUGAUGAUGUAUGUGAUCAAAAUACUGCCCAAUGUUAUUGUAAGAAACAUGUAAAAGGCCAAGCGUGUGACGUCUGCAAAGAAGAAUAUUUUAAUCUUCAGUCAGACAAUCCCGAAGGAUGUACGAAAUGUUAUUGCUUUGGGAAAACUACAAGAUGCAGCAGCUCUCACCUUUCAUGGGCUGAGCUCAAUGGAAUGUCAGACUGGUAUCUAGCAAAUAUUGAAGCUAAUCGUACCCUGAGCAUAUUUCGUCUAGGCAUUGAUCCUACUUUAUUUAAUGACUCUGUAAUUAGUGCUGAUCUAUCGGGUAGCGAGGAAGAUUCACAAAAAGUUGUUUACUUUGGUGCCCCAGACUAUUAUCUGGGAAAACGUCUCAAUUCGUAUGGCGGAUAUCUUACCUAUUCCAUUUUCUAUACAACCCGUGAUGAUGGGAGGGCCAUCGCCGCUGCUGAUGUCAUUAUUGGUGGUGCUAAUGGAUAUAUUGUACAUAACAGUGUAGAACAACCGCCUUCUCAAAUUAAUUGGAUGCAUACUGUUCGUAUUUCUGAAGACGAAUUUACAAAUUUAGAUGGUACUGCAGUUACUAGAGAUCAGUUCAUGAAUGUCUUGGUAAAUGUCACUAGUAUUUACAUAAGAGCCACCUACUGGAAUGAGGCAGUCACUACCAGAUUAAUGGGUGUGACCUUAGAUUUUGGCAUUGAAGAGUAUGCUGAAUUAGACAAACAAGCCGCUUCCGUAGAAGAUUGUCAGUGUCCCAAAGCGUAUAAAGGACUUUCGUGUGAACAAUGUGCAGAAGGUCACUACAGGCUUACUUCUGGUCCACAUGCUGGAUUUUGCGUACCUUGUCAGUGCAAUGGUCAUUCCAAGGAAUGCGAUGUUAACACUGGAAUAUGUUUGGAAUGCACAGAUAACACAAUGGGCGAUCAUUGCGAGCAAUGUAUUCCGGGAUACCAUGGUGAUGCAACAGUUGGCACACCUAAAGACUGCCUCAUUUGUGCAUGUCCAAUGCCUUAUCCAUCUAAUAAUUUUGCUGUCGGAUGUGACCUUAGUGGAAAUGGGUCCCUAAUUUCAUGUGUUUGUAAGCCCGGAUAUGGCGGAGCACGAUGCGAAUUUUGCGCAGCUGGAUAUUAUGGAGUUCCUGAAGAAAUAGGGGAUUAUUGUAAGCCCUGCAACUGCUCCGGUAACAUAAAUACGGAUGACCCUGGAUCUUGUGAUAGUAUUACUGGAGAUUGCCUUAAAUGUGUCAACAACACUUCUGGUGCCGCUUGCAACCUAUGCGCUCCAGGAUUCUUUGGUGACGCUGUAUUCUCCAAAAACUGUACAGCUUGCGUUUGUGAUGAAUACGGUAUGGAGCGAUGUGAUCCCAGUACUGGAACUUGUAUUUGCCGUCCUGGAGUCAUAGGCAGCAGUUGUAAUCUCUGCAAGCCGGACCAUUGGGGUCUGAACAGUGGACAAGGAUGCACACCUUGUGACUGUGGAAUCGCUUCUGAAUCAUCUCAAUGUGAUGACAAUAAUGGGAAAUGCAAAUGUGCAAAAGGUGUAACAGGAAUGCAUUGCGAUCAAUGUGCGGCAGGAUACUGGAAUUACUCUAAAGACGGAUGCGACCGUUGCAACUGCAAUAAAGGCUAUUCCGUUGGAUUUAUGUGCAAUGCUACUGGGCAAUGCGAAUGUCUUCCGGGAGUAGUCGGUGAAAAAUGUGAUCGUUGUCCAGAAAGAUGGGUAUUGAUACCUCAAGAAGGUUGCUUGGAAUGUGAUUCUUGUACUGAUGCUCUCAUUUUUACUGUUCAAAAUCUAACUGAAUUACUGCUCAACGAAACACUCGACUUUAAGGAUAAAGCCGAUUCAUUCUUUACAACUCAACGUCUUAAUUACAUAGCAAACCAAACUGAACUUUUGAAACCAAGAGUCUCUGAAUUAAAGAACGUUGAACUAGAAACAGUUACGUCAUCCGUUAAAACUCUUGAAACUAGUGCGAAAAAUCUUCUUCGUUCGGCCGAAUUUGCUGCGACCGACAGUGAUAAGCAAAUAUUACGAGCAGCGGAUUUAGCCAAUGUUGCCAACGAUAUUCUGGCUUCAGUACGAAAAAAUAGUGAAAAGGCAAAAAAAUCUGUGUCUCACGUGUCUGAACUAGCCACUGGUCUAGAACUAAGUCAGCAACCAAAAGUGGAUAGUGCAGUGACAGAAGCAAGACAAAUUAAAAAUGAUAUUGCAGAAAAAGAUUUCAAAAACAAGGAAGUGCAGGCUUUUAAUGCUUAUACAAAUAGCACAAAACAGAUAGAACGAAUGAAUCUUUUUGUACAACCAGUUAACGAACAAGUAAAGAAAUUUGAAUCCCUACUUAAUGAUACACGCAAAUUAAAGAAAAAACUAGAUGACAUGCUUGAAUACACAGAUCUUGCUCAACACACAGCAACGGAAGCAGAAAAACUAAACGAGAUAAACAAAAAAUCAAAGUUCGGAAAUAAAGUUUUAUCAGUUACUAAACUUAACGGUGCUGCUAUGAAAGACUUAAUUGACGCUGCUAUCGACAUUAAUAAUGCAACAUUCUGGACUAUAAAGGUUGGAAACAUUGUGCAAAACGCAUCAAAAGUCUUAGAAGAAGUUAACAAUACCAACGGGAAUGUUAAAGAUAGCUUAGAUAUGAUAGCAGACAAAUUACCUGAACUAACGAAUCUAACAGACGAAGCAUUAAAUCAUGCACGUAACUUAAGAAAUCGAGCUGAUAAACUAAGAGCACUAGCAGAACAGGAAAAUAACAAUACGCGUACCCAGCAUGCUUAUAGUGCAGCAUCAGCUUAUUCUUCAAUAGUUCAAGAAAUUCAAGAUGCUAAAAGAGCAAGCGAAGAAGCCGAAGAAGCCGUAGCCACGGUUACGAAUAUUAACAAUGAGCUAAAUGAGCGUGUUAUGCCCGCGAGAGAUGGAUCGCUAGCACUUUCUGAUCGUGCUUUGAAGGCACUUGAAACUGUUGAACAAAAGCUUAGUCCUAACCUAACCCUUGCUAAAAUAGGGCUACAAAAUGCAACAUCUACGCUUGGUUAUGCAGAUGAUGAAAAUAAUGCCAUACAAUUGUCGCUUCCAAGUUCACCGCAGACUUCUUUACAUGAUGAAACUGAAAAAGCUGAAAAAGUGGCAAAAACAGUCAAAUCAACAAAGGGAAUUAUGUCUUCUCUUGGAAGUGAAUUGGAAGUCAGCAAGGAAUUCGCACAAACACUGCCAAAAUUAGCGGACGACGCACAGAAAAUGACCUCAAACAUUGAUAACUUAUUAAACAAAAUUAAUCAAAUGGAUCCCACAAUAUCGUCCACAUACCGAACUGUUAAACUGAAACAGGAAAAUCUCGAGAGUCUUCGAAAAGAAGCCGACGAAAAACUUCAAAAGUUAAGGGAAUUAAUAGAACAGGCUCGCACCGUAGCAAACCGUAUACAAGUAGGGGUAACAUUUGACCGAUGGUCAACUCUUCAGCCACGUCUACCAGACACAGUGGAUGAAAUGUCAACCUCAACACACGUUUCAGCCUAUUUCCGAACUAAAGAAAAAAAUGGAUUCAUUUUAUACCUCGGAAAUCCUAAAGACACGAUGUUAAGAAGAACAAAAUCGGAUGACUUUAUGGUUAUCGGAGUGCAAAAUGGUUAUCCUUAUCUCGUCAUGGAUAUUGGAGAGACCGCUGAAUCUGGCCGUGAACCAGCUAGAAUAGGAAGCGAAAAGUUUGUGGCUGAUAAUAGGUGGUAUCAAGUUGUAGUUGACCGAGUAGGAAGAAACGUAAAAUUAUCCAUUCGGGAGAGUCUUGAUAGCGGUUCAGACAAAAUCCAUGUUAAAGAAGCUGUUUUACCAGGCCAACAUACCAUCUUUAACUUAGAUCGAGACAAAUCCAAACUUUAUGUUGGAGGAGUUCCAUCAGAUGCAAAACUUCAAGGCAUAAGCUUCCCUGCAUUUGAAGGACAAAUUGAGGAAUUAAUGAUUGGCGACACACCCGUUGGUUUAUGGAAUUUUGUCAGCUCGGAUAAUUUGAAAGGUGCCAGGCAAAGAGAUAAACUCAUAUCAUCACAAUCGGGUCCCCAAGAGUACCGAUUCAAUGGGCGUUCACACGUGACUAUGCCUGGCCGAGGUUACCUUAGUCCACAGAAGAAUCAGGUGCUCCUGUUCUUCAGAACUUAUGCUCCAGAUGGUCUGAUCUACUUGGUAGGAGAAGGAAAACACUUCUUCUCGAUACAAAUGCAAGACGGUCACGUUUAUUUACAAGUGUCUCUUGGAAAUACCAAUGACAUGGUUAUUAUUGGCACAACAAAAGCAUAUAAUGAUGGCAAAUGGCAUAGACUUGACGCUGGAAGGUACUUCAGCUCGUGUUCUCUUAGAGUGGACAAUGAAAUACUUAAAAUGGUAUCGACAUCCGCAGCUAAAGAGAUACCUUCGUUAGAUACAAUGAAUUUCGGUGGAAAUAAUAAAGACAUUAUACAAGUUACAAACAAAGGUUUUGAUGGUUGUAUAAGACAAAUAAGUAUCGACGGUGUUAAUAUUGAUUUAAGUGAAAAUGUUGAAUCGGUAGGAAUAGCCUACGGAUGCCAGUUUGCAUCACUAGUAUCUUUAUCUGGUGAGAACAGCUAUUUGCGCUUCGUAGACAUUUCAACAGAGAAUCUCCAAUUAACUCUCAAAUUUAAAACAAAUGAGCCUUCUGGCUUAUUAUUUGUUUAUGUAAGUCGAACACAAACAACUUCAAUGCCAGACAGUAUUUCACUAUCUCUUAACAAAGGAAAACUGGUAUUAAUGAGCCAGAGAGAAUCACUAGACACUGGCCUCAGCACAUAUAACGAUUCCCAGUGGCACGUAGUCACAGUUACUCAUAACGACAAAGCUUUACGGCUAGUAGUGGAUGAUUUUGACUAUUUCAGCACUGACUCAGCUCCAGCACCAUUACAUAUUAUAAAUGGCGUACUCUUUGUGGGUGGCGUCCAACCAGGUUAUGUAGUGGGCGGAGAAGUAGGCUCUAAAACACCUUUCAAGGGUUGUAUAGCUGACGCAACAUUUAAUGGACGAGUACUAAAUCUAUUAGAACCAUUUAGCAAUCACAGCGUCACAUUUGGAAGAUGUGGUAAAAUUACAACCACCGGUGGCGUUCCUCCAGAUGUUAGUUUAUGGCCUACUCCAACUCGCGAUGACGUUCUUCCUACGCCAGUCCUGAAUGUUCCCGUGGAUGAAAAAGAACCACCAACCUUAGUAUUUAGCGCAGAAGAAACCACAACAGCAAUGGCAGUGCCAUCGACAGAAUCUUUGCCUCCAACAACAACAACAACAAUGGCACCCAUUCCUUCCACUACCACUGCUCGAGCAUCAACCACUACCAGAAGGCCCCCUCCAGCACCACAACCUGGAUGUGCACUUGCUUUUGAUCCACAAUAUGAAAUUGGUGAUCCGUUGGAAGGAUACAGAUUCGGUACGAAAGAGGAUAGCCGCAUAGAAUACGCUAAAUUACCCGGAAGACAAUUAGAAGGUUUUGAUUUAACUAUAAGUUUCCGAACAUUUGAUCAACAUGGCGGUUUAAUAUUUUAUGCCGCUGCUGAAAGAGUCCCAACCCAGUUUUUGGCGUUAUAUAUGAAAGAUGCUAAGCUACACUUCACGUUUAACUGCGGUGGAGAGACAGGACUAGUCACGUCAUCAACAACAUACAAUGACACUGAAUGGCAUACAGUUACACUCGUAAGAAAUAACGGUCACGGCAAACUAACUGUUAACUCUGAAAGAAUCGGGGAAACUAGUGUGUCAUGUUAUGCACCAACAGUACUCGCUCCACCGUACUAUUAUGGUGGAUUAAGAAAUGUUACUAAUACUAUCAGUCAAAAUCUAAUGGACUUCUACCAACCAUUUAAAGGAUGUCUAAAAGGUUUGAUGAUGAACGGGCAAUAUGUUACAAACAUCUUAGACCGAGUAAAUGCUCUACGCUGCACAGACAACGUCGAGCAAGGGGUCUACUUUGGUCCUUCAAAUAACAAUCACAGCAAUUAUUUGAAAUUGUUAGAAAACUUUAAGGUUGGGUAUGAAAUUUCUAUAACUAUGGAAAUAAAGCCUCGCAAUUCAACUGGUCUAAUUUUAAGUGUCUAUGGUAAAAAAGACUUCAUGAUUUUGGAACUUUUGGAGAACGAAGUCAUUGCGAAUGUAGAGAAUGGAAAAGGUCCCUUCCAUGCUAGUUACAAACUGGGCAACAAAUUCUCCUUGUGCGAUGGAAACUGGCACAGAAUACACGCUGUUAAGUCUCGCCACGUGGUGUCAGUGGGCGUUGAUGGUCAUUUCUCGGACGCUGGUCUCGGUCAAUCCGGCUCCACGGACACCAGAUCUGCAUUGUACAUUGGUGGGCACGUGCGUCCUAUCUCAACCCUACGUGGUACCAGCUCCAAACGUGGUUUCACUGGCUGCAUAAGAAACAUAGUCAUCAAAGAAACACCCGUACAUAUUCCACUGAGUGCUGCCCGAAGAGACACUCACGUAGGAGUGUGCCCCAGUGAUUGAAUGAAAAUUUAAAUUUGUACUUAAAAUGAUCAUCACUGAUUUCAUCAGCUUUUUAACUUUAGUAUUUAUCGUGUUCUUUCUCUUAAUUGCAUUUAUAGUAUGUAAUAUUGUAUUAGGAGCAAUUCAUAUAGACCACCAAAGAUUUAUGUAAACUUUAUACAAUAAAUAAAUAUUCUAUUCAUUUAUCGAA